CUCCUCCUCGACGAGAUGAACUUCUUCCCCGCCGAUGACAAAUCCCGCGUCCUCCUCGACUCCAAACUCGCUUCACGCAAUCGCAGUCCCACCAAACUCGACUUCAACGUUAACACAGGCUUGAAUCUUUUGACCACCAAUUCCAGUAGCGAUCAAUCCAUGGUCGACGAUGGAGCUUCUCCAAACCCAGAAGAAAAAAGAGCCAAAAACGAGCGAGCAGUUCUUCAAGCUGAAUUGGAGAGGCUAAAAUCAGAGAAUCUAAGAUUAAAGGACAUGUUAAAUCAAGUGACGUCCAAUUACCAAGCGCUACAGAUGCACCUUGCAACCCUAAUUCAAAACCAGAAAGCGGCCGACGCUGCCGAUCCGAUUGAGGAAAAGUCCGCCGCCGCCCAAGAAAAGGUCAGACACGGCAGCGGAUGUAAUACUAAUAAGCUGGUCCCAAGGCAAUUUAUGGAUCUUGGAUUGGCCACGAAUGCCAACACCGAUGAUCUGUCAAUGUCAUCGUCUGACGGAAGGAGUGGAGAGCAGUCACGAUCUCCGGUUACAACCGGAGAAGUCGCGUCAUCCAAACGACAUAGCCCGGACACGAAUUGGAGUUCCAAUAAUAAUAAUAAGGUGCCCAAAUUAGGUUCUUCUUCUUCCUCUUCUUCAGCCAAAGAUGCAGAUCAAACUGAAUCUACUAUGAGAAAGGCUCGAGUCUCCGUUCGAGCUAGAUCAGAAGCUCCCAUGAUCACGGACGGAUGUCAAUGGAGAAAAUACGGGCAAAAAAUGGCGAAGGGAAACCCUUGUCCACGAGCUUACUACCGGUGCACCAUGGCGGCCGGCUGCCCGGUUAGAAAACAAGUUCAAAGAUGUGCGGAAGACAAAACAAUUUUGAUAACAACCUACGAGGGAAACCACAACCAUCCAUUACCACCGGCGGCCAUGGCAAUGGCUUCAACAACAUCAUCGGCGGCUAGGAUGCUUCUAUCAGGGUCCAUGUCAAGUGCGGAUGGAUUAAUGAAUCCAAACUUUUUAGCAAGAACCCUAUUGCCAUGCUCUUCAAGCAUGGCUACAAUCUCAGCCUCGGCUCCAUUUCCCACCGUCACAUUGGACCUAACACAAACCCCUAACCCUUUAUUCCAACGCCCGGCUGCCGGCCACUUCCCAAUUUCGUUUGCGGCCACUCCGCCUCAGAGCUUCCCGCAGAUCUUCGGACAUGCAUUGUACAACCAAUCGAAAUUCUCCGGCCUCCAAAUGUCGAAGGACAUGGAAGCGCCGCCUCCACCUCCGGCGUUGCAGAAUCCAUUGGCCGAUACGUUGAGUGCGGCGAUUGCCUCCGACCCGAAUUUUAUUGCAGCGUUGGCGACGGCGAUGACGUCGUUGAUUGGAGGAUCUCAUCAUCAAAAGGAGAAUGGUAAUGGGAGUAGCAAUGUUGAUAACAAUACAACUAGCAAUUCCCAACAGUAA
Molecule: messenger RNA, 1449 nt
Organism: Cucurbita maxima (winter squash)
Lineage: Eukaryota; Viridiplantae; Streptophyta; Magnoliopsida; Cucurbitales; Cucurbitaceae
Product: probable WRKY transcription factor 31
Exons: 5
Coding region: 16-1449 (477 amino acids)
Biological process (GO): regulation of DNA-templated transcription
Molecular function (GO): DNA-binding transcription factor activity; sequence-specific DNA binding
Source: RefSeq, a predicted model, not a curated record